CUAAACUGCCGAGGUUAGCUCGGUCGCUAAAAGCGACACGUAAUUUUACGUAUUUAUAAACACUUGUCUACUUCCUAUUUAGACAAGACACCGGGAGCGGAGCGAAGAUCAUCACAGUUGAAGGGCUAGGGAUGGAGGGGGAUGAGUGCGGUUUUCCUCCAGAAUCUUCGGAUAAUCACUCACAGAGAGGAAGUGUAGCUUCAUCUGCAACUCUUACCCGUGCUCAAGAUGUGCUUAUCUACUUGGUGGGUGACAGUGCAGUACACCUAUUUGUUGAAGGGGUUGGUGGCGUCAGUGUGCAAGAGUUGGGCCGUAGUGUCCGAGAAGCUCUACAUAUUCCCGACGCUGCACAGGAUGCUUUUGCUCUCUGGCUCUGCUCCCCUCUGCUUGAAUUGCAGUUAAAGCCAAGGCACCAGCCAUACAAACUGUGUCGGCAGUGGCAAGACCUGCUGUAUCGCUUCACUGAGGCCUCAGAGGACGACAUAUCACAAGAUGAACCUUGUCUCCAGUACAGACGGAAUGUGUUUUAUCCCAAGUCUAAAGAGCUACAGAUAGAAGAUGAAGGAGUGUUGAGACUCCUGUAUGAGGAGGCCAAGAGCAACAUUCUUACUGGUCGCUACCCCACUGACCCGGAGCACUGGACAGCUCUUGGAGCACUGGCUCUGACCCUUGAUGAGGGCAUCGGUCUAGACAACCAAAAACUGACUGCCACUAUAAAAGAGAAAAAGCUGUCAUCGUUUCUGCCUGCACAUGUUGCAGCGGGGAGUGGUGGGCUGCUCUCUACACUGAGAGGCAAAGGAAGCCGUCAGGCAGGAUUGGAACAGAACCUGUUGGAUGAGUACAGAAAGAUCAACACAGCCUCUGGCAGCCCACCUGAACCCUCACAACUCAUACAUCAGUACCUCAACACAUGCCACAGUCUGCCUUACUACGGAUGCGCUUUCUUCCUUGGAGAGAUUGACAAGCCAGUACAAGGAAUCCUCCAAAGGGGAGGACGCAAGGCUGUCAAUGUGGGGAUCAGCCUGGAAGGGGUUUAUGUGAUGGAUAUCAAAGAGAAGCAUGUGCUCCUUGGACUGCGUUUCAGUGAGCUCUCAUGGGACCACAGCUACCCCGAAGAGGAGGGGGACUCGCAUAUCCUUUGGCUGGAAUUUGAUGGCGAGGAAGAUGGAACUCCAGUCAACAAGUUACUGAAGAUCUACUCAAAACAAGCGGAGCUUAUGAGUGGCUUCAUUGAGUUUUGUGUGGAGCUGAGGUCUGCCUCUGAAGGGGGAGCAGCAGCCGACACUGAUGGAGAUGCCAGUCCGUCUCAGCAGCCUGCUGGACAGGAUGCCAGCACUGAGAAAAGACAGGGGGGACAGCGUGGCAAACUGCGCCGGCAAAGCAGUGUUGUGUGCAGUCGGGUCCAUUCCCUAAACACCAUUAGCUACGUAGACAACGGCAAAGAAAUCAAACGCUUGAAACCAAAAAGGGCCGCAUCCUUCUUUACCCGGCAGUCACCUGCAGCCACGUACUCUGCUGUGCAGGUGGGGGAAAGUCUGGAGCAGGGCUAACGUCGUGGAUCAGUCCUGCUCCGCGCCUCUCUAAGACCAAAACUGAAUAUUUAUAUCGAGAAGUAAAGAAAAUGCUUUAUUCUAAAGCGGAGAUUUUAACUCAUAAAAUAUGAAAAUGCAAUGGACCAAGAGAGGAAUCUGAGUCUGAAUGGAAAAUAUUCAUCCGUUGAAGUUGAUUAUAUUAAAACAGUAAUGUGAAAAACAAAUGAUCUAUGGAGCGAUAAUGCGUGGAAAUCGAGGUGACGUGACUACUCACUGGUCCCAGAUGAAGCAGACAAACAUGAGGGAAAGUCAGUAUUUGUCAAAACUGUUGUUUUGGCCAUUACAUAAAAAAAAUUAAAAAAAAGGCCUUUAUAAAUGUUCUUUUCCAGUCAGGUUUACUCUGAAAUAUUGGAAAAAUAUGGGACAAGCCUUGAGACUUGGGGAAAUCCUUGGAUCUCAGCGCCCGCUGCAUAUAAUGUAAUGAUGUGUACACUUCAUCAGUCCCACGGAGCGAUGUCGAGCGCUGUUUAUGAAAGGUCAUCAACUACGUCAGCUCUUUUUAAUGAACAUCAGAUAAACUUCUACUAGUUGAACAUUAAGUAACUUAAUUAAAAAAACAGCCAUUAUCAAAAACUGUAAGAUGUUUUAUUACUAAAACCACAGUUAACUGCAUGAUGAAUAUUCUGACUAGGCAGAAAGCAAAACUUUAUAUCACACUUAAAGCCAUUUUUAAGUUAUCAGACCGGGUGGUACUGUGGUAGACCCACAUUAAGGAGCAGACUCGGUAAUAGAGCGAAGAUACUUUGUUUUUCAAUUACACAUUUCUAGUCAUGGAAAAUUAAAAUCUUGGCAAACCAGAUGUCUUACGAGUCACCCAUGUAACAUAAAGAACUUAAAAAAAAACUUAAGACGCACACGGUGAUAAUUGUGGAAAACUCAAUGUGUUGUCCAUCUUUAUUGAAGGGCCGAAAAUUAAUGAGAAUAAAUUGGGAAUUGCACCUACAUAACUUAUUCAACACUAUUUCGUAACACUUCUUUGGCCUUUGAAUCGUCACUUUCAAAAUAUCUGUUCAAACGUCACUUUCUCCUUUUCCCAAAAGACAAUGAUAUUUAUAUUAGCAGCUCUUAGUUCAGCUUUUAACUACUUGUGCCAACAUCCGUGGACAGAGUUUCACUUUUAACUGAGACGUCUUUAUGUCAGGCAGCAUCUUUAAUGUUUGCUUGCUUAGCUCCGGCGGGAGGUUCAUACCUAAAAAUGACACAGUUGUGACCCAACUGAGGCUGAAAUGACGAUAUAGUUUAUUCAAGUAGCCCUUUUGACCAACCUUUCCUUUAUAUGACACUACUUCAGCCUACUGCGGAGAGCCAAACUACUGACUUGUUUAUGCUGCAGCCUUUAUCCUCACGUGUGGUUUGGUGGAGUGGAGAAUGUAUUUGUCCUGCAAGUUAAAGACCAGUUUCCCAUUGAUAGAAGUGGAGGAGCGCCGUCUUUAACCAGAUACAGACAUGCAUGUUGCAGAAGAAUUAACAAAGGACCUGUUAUUGUAUACUGUCUGUAUACCAAAACAAGCCCAUGAUGGCAUGCUGUAAUAUACAGCCUUUCCACUCAUAGAGAUGUACAUAUCGAGACAGAUGGGCAGAUUGGUAUGUUUUUCCCGUUGGUGUUACUGGAAACCCUUAAAAUCUUGGUAAUUCUCCAAAAUGUGUAAAAUAUGAAGACAUGCAUAAAAAAUUAGCAGGAAAUAAGCGAUAGAUACCAGAGUGUGGAGGAUUUUGUUGUUUUUUUUUUUUUUUUGGUAUAUGGGUCUCUCAAGUUACAGGUCAUCAGCAAAUUCUCAAGUGUGCCAAUACCAGAGCGGAGUUAGGUCUGAUAUCCAUCAAUGUGCCCCCUCUUUUCUGUACAUUUUACAAGGGAGCGCCCACCAAUUCUGAUAUUCACAAAAUUAAAUAUGAGUUUAUCAUAUUUCUAAUUGCGCUAAAAUGACAUGUGCUUAUUUGAGAUGUGCUAAUGCAAAAAAGAAAUUGUUAACGUGCAUUAAUCUGAAUUCCAUAUUUGUGUAAAGUGCAGGAUUUUUCUCUUCUUUUUUUUUUACUUUUCUGAUCCUUCACCUAUGUCGGUUAUAUAUAUAACCAACUGAUGCAAAGGCAACAGUCUAGGUUUAUUGUUGCUGGUUCACACUAUGCAUGUCACAUUGUAGAAUAGCCAUUCCAACACGUCAUGUGAUAUCAUACUGCGUUGUUAAUACUAAUAUACUGUGUAUAUAUUUCCUGUAUAUCUGCUAACUCUUUGUAUUGUUUGCCAGCUUUGAUAAAGAGAAUCUUUUUACAUUCAUUUUCAUAUUCGUCAGUGUUCUUACAUGAAAAUGAAGGAAUCGGCCACUUUAAGCAUCAUUUUCUAGAGCAAUCACUUUAGAGAAACAAAGUGCCUUUUUAUUUCAGCUAAGUAGGCUUUGGUGAUGCUGUUUUGCAACUCGUACACCAGGGAUGGGCAACUUGGUGGUGCAAGCAGAUGUAAUAAUUACACAGGUGUGCUGGGGUCUGUCCCAGCACUUUUGAUUUGAUCUUUCUUAGCUGGUGAAGAUUCGUUGGUCUGGCAUGGUCUUCCUCUCAUACACCGACUCCAGUUAGGUUAUUAGUGAGCAAUGUGAUCGAGCUCUCAUCUAUGCAGCGGCCAUUAAACUGUGAAUUUGUUGAGAUGCAACUUGUUAGUCGGUGAGUUCGUUGGGUUGGUAGAAAGAUGCAAAGCCUUCUUGUGUCUCAGAACUUGAAAAGUAUUCUCGAGUGUUCGGGUCUUGGCCGUUUUUUUUCUCUCUCUUCCAUUCAGCAACAUAUUUUGGCAUUAAUAUAAGCAUUAUAAAAUUGAAAUACAUAGUAACUUUAAUUAUUUAUUUCCCUUAUUCAAAUCCCAACAUUAAAGAAAUGGUUGAAUGUGUCGUGCUGCUGUGUUUCUACUGGUACCAAGGGCUUUUCCUAAGGAGGCUAGCCAACUUCUACUGGGAGCAACGGUCUGUUGCAUUGACUUCUCAUUACAAAAAAACAAACUUCGAUCAGCAUGUAAAGCUGAAUUAGUCUUUUCACCUCUUCAAUGCAAUUCCCUAAGUUAAUUAUGGACGCCAACUUAUUUUGUGUUUGUCAGGGCUCAAGUAGUUAAUUGGAAAGAGAUGCUUCCUCCUCAGAGACAUGUGCACCACUCGACUCCUGGGUACCAAACAGACAUGGCAAUGUGUAGCAUUGUGCUGCCAGCCAGUGAUAUGUAACUAUAAAGUAAAUUAAAAUGAAUGUGAAUUAAGUAAACACGGAUAACUAAUUAUUGAAAACAUUUUUUCUGUUGCCCUUAAACAUUUUUAAAAAGUAACUUAUUCACUCUAAAGAUUGACUCAAAGUUUUUGGUAGUCUGUGGUUACGUAGGCUGGCUAAUUAAAGUUAAUUGUUUGAGUGAUCAUAGUCCAGGUGCUGAAGUGUUUAUUAAUGUCCUGAUCCCUUGUCGAUUCACAUGCAUAAUAUUUGUUUAAGCAGCAUUGUCUUUUUCAAAUUCUGGCAAGGCAGGAGUACUCAGCACAGAGGUAAUUGUUUGAUAAGGGUCUACACAACAUGCUUGUCAGCCAUGUUAGAUGAGAUGUAGAGAAUUGCUCACACACUGAUAACAAACAGAAGGUAUGUCCAUACUGAGGUUUAAAGAUGCCGUUUCUCACCCCACACCUUUAUGGUUGGCACUUGUGUUUGUGCAGCACUAUAGACCAUGAAAUACUUGAGAAUAUUUGUGCAUCCUUAAACCUCGGUGUGGACAUGCCUUUUGGUUGUUGUCAGUGUGCGAGUAUUUGUCUAUGUCUCAUCUUACAUGCACUCAGCUCACGCUGUUUGACUAGAGUGCAAAGUAUUAUCCUAUUUUUCAACCAUGUCACACAUACUUCAUGCGCACACACAAGAUUCUUGAGACCAAGUAGACAUGUUUAAACUGGACAAUAGAAAUCUUUUCCUAAAAGUAAAAGCAAGGAGCAUUUGUUUACAUGGAUUCAGACUGCUUUCACACUCAGAUUGUUAUUGGCUAUCUUGGAGCCACAUAAGGUAUCAUGGCUAUAUGAGACGACUAAACGUAUAGUGAGAAAAGGAAGCACUUCAAUAAUGUGUAUUGUGAAAUGGGAGUUUUUGUCUCCAUAUCAAUUGGUUUUGGCCUAAUUGUGAGCCCCUUGUUGCCCAUCACUGUUGUAGAAUGCAUUUGAAACCAUUGUUUUGAUUGGGAUUGCAUCCAUCAUGUAUAUUUCUUUCCUGUGAUUAUCGUUUUGUAUAUAGUACUAUUAACCUCAUUUCUAGCAAUGUUGACUUUAACAAACAUGCAAGAGGCAGUUUUUAUUCAGCUUCACUACAAGGUGCCGAUUUUCAAAUAUACAUCUAAGGCAGAAUAUAAGUUAGAUUCCAUUGAUUGUAUUCGCAAAGCAAUAUAUAGAUUAUUGCAGCCUAUACAGAUUUUUGUUAUAUGUACAAAUAAAAAUUCUUUUUGAGGAUAA
This is a messenger RNA of Lampris incognitus (smalleye Pacific opah), 6037 nucleotides long. RefSeq names its product FERM domain containing 8 (gene frmd8). Gene Ontology annotation, biological process: negative regulation of canonical Wnt signaling pathway. The record is from RefSeq and is a predicted model, not a curated record. The transcript is spliced from 11 exons. Gene Ontology annotation, cellular component: cytoskeleton; plasma membrane. Lineage: Eukaryota; Metazoa; Chordata; Actinopteri; Lampriformes; Lampridae. The coding region runs from base 132 to 1550 and encodes 472 amino acids.